This is a messenger RNA of Myxocyprinus asiaticus (Chinese sucker), 1780 nucleotides long. RefSeq lists its product as uncharacterized. Gene Ontology annotation, molecular function: GTP binding. The coding region runs from base 84 to 1610 and encodes 508 amino acids. The transcript is spliced from 8 exons. Lineage: Eukaryota; Metazoa; Chordata; Actinopteri; Cypriniformes; Catostomidae. The record is from RefSeq and is a predicted model, not a curated record.
AAUAUUUAGUGUCUGCUGUUUCAGUUUUAACUCUUUAUAUCGACAUCAGUGACUUCACCAUCAAAUUUCAUACCAUAAACAAAAUGGCGCGGAGACUACAAAGAGGAGAGCAAAAUGAAGAUUCUGAAUUAUGCCCACUCCUUCGUGCGGAACAAAGAGACACGCAGCGAUGUAAAUCAUAUUCAUCCAAUGAAACAGUCACACAUAAGGCAGAGCUCAGAUAUAUUCUACUCGGAGCUGAUGAAGAUCUUAUGAAUCGAGCCUGUGACAUCAUCCUCAGAGGAAGAGGAGAAAUCAUUGAUUCUGGAAUAUUUGAGUACAGAAAGGGUCGAGUAUCUGGAAGAAAGAUCGCUGUGGUGAAAACACCUUCCUCAUGGAUGAAUCACUCGGUAUCAUUAUUUUUCUGCUGCUCAGAAGAUGAAUCUAUCAAGGAUCAGAUGUUGGAUUGUGCAUCACUGGUCUUUCCUGGACCUCAUGCCUUUCUGUUAGUGAUUGACAGCCGGCAUGCGACUGGAAAGGAAAAUUAUCUAUUAAAAGAAAUUGCAAAAGUGUUUGGCAAAGAGGCCUUAAACUAUGUUGUGGUUCUGUAUAUUGGACAAAAUAAUGCAGAACGGAUCAGUUUGAUCAGAAAUGUGAACAGGUUUCAUACUUUGGAAGACACUGACCAAAGUGUUGAGACUCUGUUCACAGAAACUGACAGAAUGAUUCAUAAUAACAAAUGCAAGUUCUUUAUUCAGUCAUCAUAUGAAAACCUCAUGAUAAAAUCAUUUUCAUCAUGGGAAAAGGAAAAAAUGGCUGAAAUAAGACAAGAAACAGAGAAACCUUUAAGGAAUGAGAUCAGAGACAUAAAACAACAGCAUGCACAAGAGAUGACUGAAUUAACAGAAAGGUUCACCCUCACUGAGAAUAAUCUAAAGAAAUACAUAGACACUUUGAAAUGUUUGAUGAUGGAUACUCUGAUAAAAAGUAAAGAUAUCCAGCAGGAAGUGGAAGCAGGUGCUUCAAGUGCUCAUGACAGUCCGUUAAUUAAAGAAUUAAAGGCUUGUAAAGACAGUGAGACCUUGAGAAACUUGUUUUCAUCAGUUGUUGAUGAGUUGAAUAAAAAGUUGGAGGCUUCUAAAGAAUCUGAGACAUGCUUGAGGAAAAUGUAUUCAUCUUUGCUUGAUGAUUACAUUCGUCGUGAGAGUCAGUAUAACAAUGAUAUUGAGAAACUUAAAAAAGAAAUACAAAAUUUCAAGGCAAAAGAGAAACAGCAGGAACACAAACCAGGAGAGGCAGAGGACAGAGACACACAUCACAUCAAGCAGGUGGAGACAAAUCUAACUAGAAAAGAAACAGAUCUGGAUAAUAGCUUGGCGUUAACUUCCCCUGACUUGUCUGAAGACAACUCCAGACCUCUAGAUCAAAGAGAAGGAGACUCACAAGCCAGUGGAUUGAGUGAGUCUGGACAUUCAAAACCUGUGCGACGGAACAGCCAUGACUAUAUACCAUCUAAUAUGUCUGAAGGCAAAGACAAACUUGUAGAUGAAGGAGAUGGAAAGAUGAAGAGCAGUGCAGAACAUUCGCAAUCCAGUGGACUGAGUGAGUCUGGAGACUCAAACCCUGUAUGACAAGACAGCAAAGACUUUGCUGAAGGUUUAAUAUGAUGUCGGCCCGCCCUUUGCAGCUAUAACAGCUUCAACUCUUCUGGGAAGGCUUUCCACAAGGUUUAGGAGUGUGUUUAUGGGAAUUUUUGACCAUUCUUCCAGAAGCGCAUUUGUGAGGUCAGACACUGAUGUUG